Artibeus jamaicensis (Jamaican fruit-eating bat) is the source of this 4321-nucleotide messenger RNA. It is a transcript of the gene PLA2G4E, whose product is annotated as phospholipase A2 group IVE. Gene Ontology annotation, cellular component: cytosol. The transcript has 20 exons. Lineage: Eukaryota; Metazoa; Chordata; Mammalia; Chiroptera; Phyllostomidae. Gene Ontology annotation, biological process: glycerophospholipid catabolic process. The record is from RefSeq and is a predicted model, not a curated record. The coding region runs from base 1 to 2652 and encodes 883 amino acids. Gene Ontology annotation, molecular function: calcium-dependent phospholipid binding; calcium ion binding.
AUGCUCCAGAAGCAGAUACCCACCUGGAUCUCCCACUACCUACCAGACCCAUGCCAAGCAGAAGAUGGCAGACCCUCGGGUACCUGUACCUUGGAGGAGGGGCUGUCCCCAUGCUACCUGCUAACAGUGAGGAUCAUCCGGAUGAAAAAUGUCCGACAGGCCGACAGGGUGAGCCAGACAGACUGCUACGUGAGCCUCUCGCUGCCCACCGCUUCUCAUGAGAAGCUGAGGACUAGGACCAUCUCCAACUGCCUCAACCCAGAGUGGGAUGAAAGCUUCAAUUUCCAGAUCCAGAGCCAAGUGAAGAACGUGCUAGAGCUGAGCGUCUGUGAUGAAGACACGGCGACACCAGAUGACCAUCUCUUGACAGUUCUCUAUGACCUCACCAAGCUCUGCUUCAGGAAGAAAACCCAUGUGAAGUUCCCACUCAACCCGGAGGGCAUGGAGGAGCUGGAGGUAGAGUUCCUGCUGGACAAGAGGCCCUCUGCCCCUGAGACCCUCAUCACCAAUGGCGUGCUGGUGGCUCGACAAGUCUCCCACCUGGAGGUUUAUGCAGAGUCCAGAAGGCAGAGGAAGAGUAGGAAAAGGAAGGACCUCCUGGUGACAGUGACGGAGUCCUUCGAGCACACUCAGCGCAUCUCCCAAUGCCUGGAGCCCUGCUGCACAAACCUGGCCUCCUUCCACUACCCCAAGUAUUUCCAGUCCCAGCUGCAUGUGGACGUGCCCAGAAGCCAAUGGAGCUGUGGGCUUUGCUGCUGUGGCGCGCACAAGAACGGCCCUAUCAGCCAGCCCCUGGGUUGCCUCAGCGAUGGCCAGGCGAUGACCCUGCCCCUGGGAGAGAACUGUGAAUUACACAUGAAGUCUACAGCCUGCCCCCAGAUGCUGGACGUGCGGCUGGGCUACAGCCUGUGCCAGGAGGAGCUGGAGUUCCUGCAGAAGCGCAAGGUGGUAGUGGCUGAGGCGCUGAAGCAGGUGUUGCAGCUGGAGGAGGACCUGCAGAUGGACGAGGUACCACUCAUAGCCAUCAUGGCCACUGGGGGUGGAACGAGAUCCAUGACCGCCAUGUAUGGCCACCUGCUGGGGCUGCAGAAGCUGAACCUCCUGAACUGUGCCAGCUACAUUACGGGCCUGUCAGGGGCCACCUGGACCAUGGCUACCUUGUACAGUGACCCUGACUGGUCCUCCAAAAACCUGGAGGCUGCCAUCCUCGAGGCCCGGAGGCACGUGGUCAAGGACAAGAUGCCUGCCCUGUUCCCAGACCAGCUCCUCAGGUACAAGAAGGAGCUCCGCCAGCGCAGCCAGGAAGGCUACAAGGUCACCUUUACAGACUUCUGGGGCCUGCUGAUCGAGGCCUGUCUGGGGGAUGAGAGAAAUGAAUGCAAACUGUCAGAGCAGCGCGCUGCUUUGAGCCAGGGCCAGAACCCCCUGCCCAUCUACCUCACCAUCAAUGUCAAGGAUGAUGUAAGCAACCAGGAUUUCAGAGAGUGGUGCGAGUUUUCCCCGUACGAGGUGGGCCUGCAGAAGUACGGGGCCUUCGUCCCCACUGAGCUCUUCGGCUCCGAGUUCUUCAUGGGACGGCUGAUGCGGAGGAUCCCGGAGUCUCGGAUGUGCUACAUGCUAGGUUUGUGGAGCAGUAUCUUCUCUGUGAACCUGCUCGAUGCCUGGAAUUUUGCCCGAUCCUCAGAAGAGUUUUUCCACAGGUGGACAAGGGAGAAAGUGCAAGACAUCGAAGAUGAACCGCUCCUUCCUGAAAUCCCCAAAUGUGAUGCCAAUGCCCUGGACACCUCUGUGGUGAUCCCUGGGUCGUGGCUGUCCAACACUUUCCGCCACAUCCUCACCUAUCGGUCCUUUGUAUCUGAGUUCCACAACUUCCUGUUGGGGCUGCAGCUGCACACAGACUACCUCCAGAAUGGCCAGUUCUCCAAGUGGAAAGACACUGUGCUUGACAGCUUCCCGAACCAGCUGACACAGUCCAUGAACCACUUGUGUCUGCUGGACACCGCAUUCUUCGUCAACUCCAGCUACCCACCCCUCCUCAGGGAGGAGAGAAAAGCCGACCUCAUCAUUCACCUCAAUUAUAGUGCCGGGUCCCAGACAAAGCCAAUGAAACAAACCUGUGAGUACUGCAACGUGCAGAACAUCCCCUUCCCCGAAUACAACAUGCAAGAGGAGCGGAAUAGUCAUCUCAAGGAGUGCUGCCUGAUGGAGAACUCCCAGGAACCUGGUGCCCCCGUUGUGCUUUUCUUCCCACUCAUCAACGACACCUUCCAGAAGUACAAGGCACCAGGUGUGGUGCGAAGCCCCGAGGAGCUGGAGCAGGGCCAGGUUAACAUUUAUGGCCCCAAAACCCCCUACGCUACCAAGGAGCUGACGUACACGGAGGACGCCUUUGACAAGUUAGUGAACCUCUGCGAGUACAACAUCCUGAACAACAAGGACAAGCUCCUUCAGGCCUUGCGGAUGGCAGUGGAGAAGAAGAAACUACAGAGGAGCCAGUGUCCCGCAGCCCCGGGGAGCCCGGCCCACCCUGCGUCUGCUCCCACCGUCCCCAGUGAGGAACCCAUCGGGGCUGCCCCGCCUGCGCAGCAGUCGGCUGUGCUCUCUGGCAAGGGAUGCAGGCAGGCUGGCCUGGGCUCUCUAUCAAAAAAGUAAAAUUUAAAAAAGUUGAGGGAGACAGAGAGAGCAAGAGACCAUAGGAAAAUAACAAGGCAUGUAUUGGGGUUUUAUACCCACUGCAAUUUAAAAAAUUCUUUCCUCACAGGGAAAGGAGUCCAGUAGCCACGGGCUCCCAUACAGGCCUAUGGUGUGGAGAUGAAGGCAAUGCCCGUGGAGGAGGCUGGCCCCCCAGAAACCUCAGACUCAGAGCCAGAGCUCAGCGCCCUCCCCUUUCUGCUCCGCUCUGCCUCCUGGCACAGAGGACCUUGGGGAAUGCACUCUGCUGCAUUCUCUGGGAAAACACUUUUUAAAUGUUAAGACAAUUAUAUUCUUGUGAAUUUUAUAGGCAAUUAUAUUUUAUUUUUAUGAAUCAGGAUAUCAAUAGCAUGCUACUAGAAGGUCUAGAUGGAGUGCUGGAGACAUCUGGUCUCUUCAACAACGAAGCCAAACAGGUGACAGGGUUUCAGCCACUGAGGCCCAAGGACUGCUGACUCCCGUGGUCCUGAGCAGGUGGCCACAGCUGACCAUUCAGCUCCAACGAAAUGCCAGGCAAAGCCCAAGUCUGCAACUCAGCUACAUUGAACAAGAAACAGUGGUGCAGCUCAGGGGUGUGUAGGCAGGUAAAUGGAUCCAGGCAUCAGGUGGGCAGUGCUGCCCGGCGCCGUCCGCUCCGAGAGGCCAGCACCCACUGACCAACCUGCUCCAGGAGCACUUCUCAAUUCUCUUUGCACCCUCCCUUCUGUUUUCCAGAUGGGAUUAUUUAUUUCUAAAUGGGAUUCCUCUUAUUUAUCAUGUAAACACCAUGGCCGGCACAUCCCAGCUCCUGGCAAGUCACCCUGACAGAAGGAAACUAGGAAGGGUCUACCCAGGAAGGACUAGGUUAGCCCUGAGGAAAAAGGUCAUCCUCGGAGAUCAUUUCCAGAUGAAUCUCUGGGAAAGCCCUGAGACAUAGAAAUCAAAUCAAAGUACCCAGGUCCCUCGUCAGGCUGAAACUUAAAAAUAUGUAACCCAAGCCACAUGCCAUGGAGGGUGUGACCAGAAAGGCGUGUGGUCUGCACAAAGCUCAGCAAACCUGGAAGACGUGUUGCUCUUUGUGGGCCACAGCGCUCUCUGGUUGUUAGGAGACAAGUGGUGACAGGUACCCAAAGUGUAGAAACUUUGGCCUCCAGUGUACAUCCUUGCUACUCCCAGUGUGGCGGGGAACUGGUUAGAAAUCCGGAUGUCAGGCCCCACCCGAGCUGCACUGAAUCAAUUUACCUUUUAAGGAGAGUCCCACCUCCCCUCUGAUGCCCAGAUGCCCACCCCCAGGAGAUGGGUGUGCAUAUUAAAAAGUUUGAGAGGUGUGGAUUUAUGCCAUACUUUCCCGUAAGCCUGAAAAGUGUAAGCAGUUGGCUCCCCUGAGCCACUGAUAAACUAGGCUCUUGGACCUGCAAAACAGGUCCCCAUCCAGAUCACGCCGUCCUGGGAGGCCACUCCUUCCCUCCACUAGAGCUGUCUCCACUUUGACAUCUUUUCCUUCCACCUGCAACAAACGGGAUCUCCUUCAAUUAUCAGAGCGAGCCACGCAGCAAGACCUGUUUGCUGUCAGGUGAGGGCAGCCCUGCCUUGGGUUCAACGAAGUAUGUAGAGUGACAUGUCUAAAACCAUUGUAUUAUUUGAGCACAAA